UACUAGACAGUGGCGUGUGACGUUAACAGCAAUUUACAUUUACGCGAGGAUUCCACUCUCUGUAUUUCUGACACAAGCUGUGUUGUGUCUCCUUUGGUGAGGAUGAACAAGAGGAAGGCGCUUCCAGAUCUUUGCAAUCGAGAAGUCGGCCACCUAUCCCCCAGAAAUUUCGCUCUCCGUCUUGGCUCUUCCGAGGAUCUUGUCCUUCGACUUCAAUUACUGAGGAAUCUGCAAAAGCACCGAGGUUGUGUCAACGCUGUGAGCUUCAAUGCAGAUGGUGACAUUCUGGUCUCUGGUUCCGAUGAUUGUGGGAUUAUUCUCUGGGACUGGGAAACUGGCCGCAUUAGACUCUCCUUCCAUUCUGGUCAUUCUAACAAUGUUUUCCAGGCCAAGAUCAUGCCUCACUCUGAUGAUCGAACCAUUGUCACCUGUGCUGCCGAUGGACAGGUGAGACAUGCUCAACUUCUUGAAAAUGGACGAGUCGAAACUAAGUGUCUGGCCAAGCAUCAAGGAAGGGCUCAUAAGUUGGCUAUUGAGCCUGGUAGCCCUCAUAUUUUUUAUACCUGUGGUGAAGAUGGAUUAGUGCAGCGUUUUGAUCUGAGAACUGGGGCUGCAACAGAACUUUUUACAUGCCAGCCAAUCAAGGAUAGGUGGAGUUACAUGCCAGUCAUCCAUCUUAAUGCAAUUGCAAUUGAUCCAAGGAACCCUAAUCUCUUUGCGGUUGCUGGCUCUGAUGAGUAUGCUCGACUUUAUGAUAUUCGCAAGUAUAAAUGGGACGGAUCAACUGAUUUUGGUCAACCAACCAACUUCUUUUGCCCUCCACACUUGAUUGGCGAUCAGCAAGUUGGAAUAACAGGCUUGGCCUUUUCUGAACUAAGAGAGCUGCUUGUGUCAUACAAUGAUGAGCUUAUUUAUCUUUUUACCCAAGAUAUGGGUUUGGGACCAAACCCCCCUGAUCCUGUGUCUCCUAAAUCUAUGAACAGUGAUGCAAGUGAAAUUGGAUUUAGUCAUGGAUCUGUGUCAUCUCAAUCCAAGAUGGAUGCUGAUGAGAAAAUCACCCCACAAGUUUUUAAGGGACACAGGAAUUGUGAGACGGUGAAGGGUGUUAACUUUUUUGGACCUAAAUGUGAGUAUGUGGUGAGUGGGUCAGAUUGUGGUCGGAUUUUCAUAUGGAAAAAGAAAAGUGGUCAGCUUAUUCGUCUCAUGGAAGCAGAUAAGUAUGUUGUGAACUGCAUUGAGUCUCAUCCUCAUACAAUGGUUCUUGCCAGCAGUGGUAUUGAGCAUGACAUCAAGAUAUGGACUCCAAAGGCCCUCGAGAAAGCUACUUUGCCCAAAAAUAUUGAGCAGAAACCGAAGGCUAAGGGCUGGAUGUACCGGAUAGCUUAUCCUGAAGACCUGAUGCAACUGAUUUCACUUCCAAGACGAAGGGUCAGGACAGAAAGCAAUGGAGAAAACUCAUCCACAGAUCGAGACCUUCUACAGUUGAUAUUGACAUUCAAUGCCAAUAGUGACAGUUCUAACGAAGAUGAUGACGAUGGUGAUACAGCCAGCCAAGACGACUUGUUCAGUUAGUUGAGAGUUACACCUUGGUCAAAACUUGGCCCUUCUAAGAAAAAUGUUAGCAAUUGUAAAUAAUAUAGGAUUAACAAUUACUGUUGGCUGGAAUAUUGCAUAGUAUGUCUAAACAAUAUUCUACAUACAAUUGUGCUAAAAUUUAUUUCUUGUCAUUUUUUUUGAGUUUCUGCUUAUUCUGCUCA
This is a messenger RNA of Glycine soja, 1757 nucleotides long. Its product is annotated as DDB1- and CUL4-associated factor 8-like. Gene Ontology annotation, cellular component: cytoplasm; Cul4-RING E3 ubiquitin ligase complex. The record is from RefSeq and is a predicted model, not a curated record. Gene Ontology annotation, molecular function: protein binding. The coding region runs from base 103 to 1572 and encodes 489 amino acids. The transcript has 5 exons. Lineage: Eukaryota; Viridiplantae; Streptophyta; Magnoliopsida; Fabales; Fabaceae.